AACCAGUUAAAAUAUGAUUUCAUAUUGAGUUGUAUCGAAGAUGUCAAUCAUAUUGGUGCUGCUCGUUGUCAGUGUUUUUAUAGGAAGUGAGUGCAACUAUUUUGGAGAUUUAUUCAAAUGCAAUGACUUGUUGCUAAAGUGUCAGGAAACUGAAACCAUAAUGGGGAAGUUCAAUAAAAUGACAAAUGAGCUGAAUCGAAACUGCAGUCGGGAAAUUGGCCCCAAGUGGAGCAAUAUCACCCGUUGUGAAUUGGCAGCUACAAAGUGUUUGUUGAAGGAGAUGAAUGCAAUGGACGCGAAUUGUGAAAAUAUUGCCGAUGUAAUGCACCUUUAAAAAGCGUAUUUACUAUCUAUAUAAAAAGUAACGGAAAUGGUAGAGAAUAAAACAUUACUUACAUACUUAAAUUUGAA
Molecule: messenger RNA, 411 nt
Organism: Drosophila yakuba
Lineage: Eukaryota; Metazoa; Arthropoda; Insecta; Diptera; Drosophilidae
Exons: 3
Coding region: 41-334 (97 amino acids)
Source: RefSeq, a predicted model, not a curated record